Molecule: messenger RNA, 660 nt
Organism: Moesziomyces antarcticus
Lineage: Eukaryota; Fungi; Basidiomycota; Ustilaginomycetes; Ustilaginales; Ustilaginaceae
Exons: 2
Coding region: 1-660 (219 amino acids)
Source: RefSeq, a predicted model, not a curated record
AUGGCCCGUCCGGUGCCCUCCGAAAACACCGACGAGGGGCCCAAGCUCGACUGGAACCGAGAUCCACUCUUCCCAUGCGCUUUGCUUUGCUUUGCCGCAUACUGCAACCUCGCUCUCCGGAUCCUCGCGAUGUCGAGAUGUCGUGUCUUGAUAUCGCAGAUGGCGCCAUGCUCGGCGGUCGUGGAGCGCAUUCGUUGCCUCUGGCUGCAGCACCCGCCGGGAUGGCUCGAGCGCCGCACCGAACGCGUGGCUACCGUUGCGACGCACAAAGUUGUUGUCCGCAUUGACAGACUCGAUCGAGCGUCACGUUCUUUGGCUGGCUUCCGUGCAGCGAGCGUGAUUGCCAUGGCGACGCCUUUCCCUCCCCAUCCGACCCCGGCUCUUUCGACGAGUCGAGAUGGUUGCAACUGUUCUGCGAUCCUUGCAUCCAUGCGUCCCGAGAUCCCCAAUCGUAGUCGCAUGCACCUGCGCUCCGAAUCGCUGCUGCACACGGCGGCUAUGUGGGGACGCAGCUUCGACGGCCCACGCGAGCUGCACCUUCCUGCUUGCUCCCAAGCAUCGAGACUCGAAAGGCGCCCUCCGACGGCACCUUCACUCUCGCCUCAACUCGCUGCCUCUGGCUCUGAUCAGCAUCGACGCUCGGCUCGCCACUUCGCUUAG